Messenger RNA from Punica granatum (pomegranate), 4849 nucleotides. The record is from RefSeq and is a predicted model, not a curated record. NCBI's taxonomy places the organism in Eukaryota, Viridiplantae, Streptophyta, Magnoliopsida, Myrtales, Lythraceae.
UCCACCCAAUGGUCUCUCUCUCUUCUCUCUCUCUCUCUGGAAACUUGAGCUCACUCUUUAUGAUAAACUCGGGGACUCUCUGCAAAGGCGACUCUGAUUUGAGCGCUUUUCAUGUACCAAAAGUGAUUUCAAUCAGCUGAAGGGAAGAAAAGCCCGCUAAGGAAUUCCCCAGGUGAUCGUUGCAGUGAAAGGUUCUUGGAGGCAGUGAUAUGGUCAUCGACCAUAUAUGUUCUAUUUACUUAUCUGUGAGAAAUUCCUCCUACAACUUGGAACUAUUGAAGCUUAGUGGAAAUUAGAAAUCCUAUCAUGUAAGGGGAUUCAAAGUUUCCAAAGUCGACUCGUUGUUUGAAGACCACUCUACCCCUCUGCUUUGGUUUGUGUGGAAGAGGCAGUAGAUUCGAUCGAGGGUAGUCAUAUUCCUUGCAUGUGGCACCGGCUGCUAAUGUCAGAUUUGAGAAGAUGGCUUAUUUUGGGUGGUCUCCUCUCUCAGAAAGUUUGAGCUUCUGUAGUGCGAGCCAUGUCAUUAAUGAUCGUGGGCACACUUAAUGUGAUGUUCUUGAAUUGCUCUAAGGGUGCUACAAUAAUUACUUCACUUUGGCGGACUUAACCUCGAACAUCUUGUUGACAUGGAAUCAGAAACAUCAAGUUCUAAGAAUCUUCCAGUGGUUAUUCAUCGCCUGCUUCCUGCCUUUGUACCAGCGCUUCUCAUUUCGAUUGGAUAUGUUGACCCGGGAAGAUGGGCAGCAUUUAUUGAAGGAGGUGCUCGGUUUGGAUUCGAUCUUGUGGCAUUGAUGCUUGUGUUCAACUUUGCAGCUAUUCUGUGCCAGUACCUGUCUGCCCGUAUUGGUGUGGUCACAGGAAGAGAUCUGGCUGAGAUUUGCAGCAAUGAGUACGACAGAUACACAUGUGCCCUUCUGGGAAUUCAAACGGAGUUUUCUGUGAUUGCUUCAGAUCUUACAAUGAUUUUGGGGAUCGCGCAUGGCCUUAAUCUCCUGCUUGGGGUGGACUUGUUCUCAUGUGUUUUUUUGACUGCUAUGGAUGCAGUUUUCUAUCCAAUUUUGGCCACUCUCAUGGAGAACUACAAGGCAAAAUUUGUUUGCUCUUUUAUGGCCGGGUCUGUUCUUUUUGCCUAUGUCUCCGGGAUAUUUGUGAGUCAACCGGAGAUUUCAUUAUCUGUGAAUGGAAUACUUACAAAGUUAAGUGGGGAAAGUACGUUUGCAUUGAUGAGUCUCCUUGGAGCGAGUGUUCUGCCUCAAAACUUUUAUCUGCAUUCAGCACUUGUUCGGCAGCAGAACCAUGUGGAGGCGAAUAUUUCUAAGGAAACACUGUGCCAUGACCAUUUCUUCGCCACUUUCUGCAUAUUCAGUGGCGUUUUUCUAGCAAGCUACAUGCUGAUGAACUCAGCAGCAAACGUGUUCUACAGCACAGGCCUUGUUUUGCUUACAUUUCAGGAUGCACUGACAUUAGUGGAACAGGUAUUUCGAAUCCCAAUAGCGCCUUUUCUCUUCCUACUGGUCUUGCAUGGUUCAAGUCAGGUCACAGCUUUAACAUGGAGCCUUGGGGGAGAAGUCAUCUUGCAUGAUUUUUUCAGACUGGAAAUUCCAAGCUGGCUCCAUCGAGUGACUAUCAGGAUUACUGCAAUUAUUCCUGCCAUUUACUGCGUUUGGAAUACAGGAGCCGAGGGAGUCUACCAACUUCUCAUAUUCACCCAAGUUAUGGUUGCCCUGACUCUCCCCCCUUCUUUAAUUCCGCUCUUCCGGAUUGCCUCCUCGAGGAAAGUAAUGGGCUCCCACAAAAUGUCCCCGUUAACGGAGUUUUUAGCCCUCAUCACAUUCAUUGGAAUGCUCGGACUGAAUAUCAUAUUUGUCGUGGAGAUGGUUUUUGGAAACAGCGACUGGGCAGGCAAUUUGAGGUGGAAUUUUGGAGGGAAUUCAUCAACUCCAUAUGUUUUUCUUCUCGUGACAGCAUGUGUGUCUCUAUCGUUGAUGCUUUGGCUUGCGGCUACUCCAUUGAAGUCUGCAAGUGCCCAGCUGAACACUCAAGGAUGGAGCCAGGAUAUGCACGAACCAGUACAGGAGGCAAUUUCUAUGGGCAGAGAUAUGUCUGAUCUUGGUGAUAUUAGUUAUAUUUGCAAAGAGCAAGAAAAUGCUCAGGAGAUCAGAGCUUCUCCAGAGAUUGGAAAGUUGUCAAAAAGCCACCCUGUGAAAUUGGUCGAAAAUCUCGAUAUAGAUUUACCUGAGGUAAAUCAGUCUGAUGAGGAGCGCCGGUUAACGACUAUCAAGGAGAACAAGCCUACAACUUCACCUGAGGAACCAGCAUUAUUCAAACAGCCGGUUCCAGGCCCAGAAUUGAAUUUGCCGAAUGAGAUAUGGGAAGGAACCAUGAGGGAGACCAAGGCAGAGAAUACUAAAGCAGUUGAACCGGUUGAGAAGACUCUGAAGAUUGAGGGAGAAGUGCAGAUGAAGGGUGAUAAUGAGGGGUAUGUCUGGGACGCAGAAGAAGUGCCAAAAGGGGCUCCUGGAAGUGCUCCAUUGGUGACUUCUGAGGGUCCAGGUUCGUUCCGGAGCCUUUGUGGGAAGAGUGAUGAUGGUGGGACAGGUGCAGGCAGCCUCUCAAGACUAGCUGGGCUGGGCCGGGCUGCGAGGCGUCAGUUAGCAGCCAUUUUGGAUGAGUUCUGGGGACAGCUCUAUGAUUUCCACGGGUACGCUACUGCCGAAGCGAAGGCUAAGAAGUUGGACAUUUUGCUUGGGAUUGACCCAAAGGCUUCUCCAAUGAAGACGGAAUCCACUAAUAGUAGGUCAGAAUCUGCUGGUUCUUACUACCCCUCUUUAAGUGGAAGGGGCGGAACCAAUUCUCUUGUAGGCUCAAGCCUAUAUGACACUCCUGAGCAACAACAGCGGGUCCCUGGGAGCUUAGAAUCGUCCCAAUAUGGGGUCCAGAGAGGAUCUGCAUCUUCGUCACUGUGGUCUUCUCAAAUGAGGCUGUUGGAUGCAUAUGUGCAGAGCUCAACCCGUGGGCCCCAUCUCGGUCUAGAUUCAGGUGAGAGGCGCUACUAUAGUCUACGCCUACCUCAAGCUUCAGAGGGUUGGGACAAUCAGCCUGCAACAAUACACGGGUAUCAGAUGGCAUCGUACCUCAAUUGCAUGGCAGCAGACAGAAAGAAUGAUCGCUUCAAUGGUGACUUCCCUACACACAACACGCUCUCGCCGGCCCCUACAAGCUACAAGGAUUCCCAUGGUUAUGCUCUGGGGCAGAAGUUGCAGAACGGGCUGAAUCCCUUACAGACUCCGACUUAUCACAAAAUUGGAGUUUCAGGAGUUUCGGGAAAUGAUUUGAUUCAAGCAGAACGUUCUUUUUACGAAAAUCUCCCUGCAAGUCCUUCACCUAAUGUGGGUUCACCUCCCAAUACAAAGAAGUACCACAGCCUGCCUGAUAUAUCGGGAAUAUCAGUAUACCAUCGGGACAAGAAUGUCCAAUGGGACAGCGGUAUCGGAUUGGGCCUGGGGUCGUCCCCCAAUCGGACUGCUUACGAGCCUUCCCUGCUCUCAAGCUCUCCAUCGAGAAUGGGAACUUCUCCCCUGGCUUUUGACGACCUUUCCCCCUCAGGAAAGUACAGAGAUGCAUUGAGCAUGCAAUUGACUUCAAGCUCGGACACUUCCUCUCUAUGGUCAAGACAGCCCUUCGAGCAGUUUGGCGUGGCUGAUAAAACUCUUUCUGUAGGGGGCGUAAUAGGAAAUAGGCCGAAUUCGAGCUCCACCACUAAAGAAGCCGUCUCUGUUGUGGAAUCAGAGGCCAACCUCCUCAAGUCCCUGAGACACUGUAUACGGAAGCUACUUAAACUUGAGGGAGCUGAUUGGCUGUUUAAGCAAAAUGAUGGGGCCGAUGAGGAUCUGAUUGAUCGGGUGGCUGCUAGGGAGAAAUUCAUAUAUGAGGCCGAGAAUCGAGAGAUGAUGACCCGCGUAAGUCCCAUCAGUGAGCCCCAGGGCUCUUUUGGGACCCUUUUGGUCUCAUCAGUCCCACAGUGCGGUGACGACUGUAUAUGGAAGAGUGAGCUUGUGGUGAGUUUCGGGGUUUGGUGUAUACACAGGAUUCUUGAUCUGUCAAUCAUGGAAAGCCGCCCCGAGCUCUGGGGCAAAUACACUUACGUGCUUAACCGUUUACAGGGAAUCAUCGAUCUCGCAUUUGCGAAGCCCCGAGUCCCAAUGUCACCAUGCUUCUGCCUACAGAUCCCUGCAUCAAGUUUCCAACAGCAGUCCACUACUCUUACGGGGUCCAAUGGGCAACUACCCCCGACAUCGAAGCCAGGGAGGGGCAAGUGCACGACCGCACCGAUGCUCCUAGACGUAAUCAAGGAUGUGGAGAUUGCCGUCUCUAGCCGAAAGGGCCGGACUGGGACUGCAGCAGGUGACGUGGCAUUCCCCAAGGGAAAGGAGAACCUGGCCUCAGUCCUGAAGAGGUAUAAGCGGAAGCUCGCUAACAAGCCCGCCGGGGGCCAUGAGAGCUCUGGCUCGCGCAAGAUCCCUACAACUUCGGGUCUCUACGGUCAGUAGCACCAGCCGAAGUCUCGAGAUGCAGCCUAAUGCUUUUUAGUCAGGAGCCCUCUCUCCUUCCCCCAUUCUCCCUGUUCACAUCAAAAUGUUUUUUGGGUCCGAACUUAUGUUGUUGCCUUGACGGAUGUUUGUCAAAAGAGGACGAAGAUGUAAUAUGUUCCUGCAGCAGCACAGUCUGACUAAAAAAAGGAAAAUGUCCAGAAGAAAAGGGGGGGAAAAAAAGUCUCGGAAAAGAAGAGGUUGUUAACUAAUGUUUGUCAAUAGAAUGGGCCAAUCAAUUUCAGCGUAUGUCGCGCCAA